AUGCCGCCCUUCUGGGCUGCAGGGCCAAAGGAAGAGCCCAGCGCGGUACUGCUCGAGGACUACGCAGAGGACCCGGACGCAAAGACGCGGCCACCGCCUUCUCGAAGUAGCAGGGCGGCCUUUGCGGCAACGGCAGCACCGCGACGCCAGGAUCGCAAUACACUGCCUGCAGCUGUGGUGAAGACGGAUCCACGGCGGGAGCGUGAAUUUGCAAACCGGCAGUGGCCUCUGCCAGUAGCAUGA
Symbiodinium sp. CCMP2592 is the source of this 243-nucleotide messenger RNA. The record is from the annotation of a GenBank genome assembly. Lineage: Eukaryota; Dinophyceae; Suessiales; Symbiodiniaceae.